Fusarium sp. VM40 is the source of this 1254-nucleotide messenger RNA. The record is from the annotation of a GenBank genome assembly. NCBI's taxonomy places the organism in Eukaryota, Fungi, Ascomycota, Sordariomycetes, Hypocreales, Nectriaceae.
AUGGCUUACGAGAUUAUCGACAACGUCGCGGCUGAAGGGGCUCCCUACUACACACCAGCCCAAGACCCCCCAGCAGGUACACAGACUGACGGCUCAACCAAGCUCUUCACGCCCAUCACCAUCCGUGGCGUCACAUUCCCAAACCGUCUCUUCCUCGCUCCUCUCUGCCAAUAUUCUGCCAAAGAUGGAUAUGCCACUGACUGGCACUUGACUCAUCUCGGCGGCAUCAUCCAACGAGGUCCCGGCUUGUCCAUGGUCGAGGCUACCGCCGUGCAAGACCACGGUCGCAUCACACCUCAAGAUGUCGGUCUGUGGAAGGACGGCCAGAUCGAGCCUCUGAAGCGCAUUACCACUUUUGCGCACAGCCAAAACCAGAAGAUCGGUAUUCAGCUAUCGCAUGCAGGUCGCAAGGCCAGCUGCGUGUCUCCGUGGUUGAGCGUCAACGCUGUCGCCGCUGAAGAAGUCGGUGGAUGGCCCGAUAAGAUCGUUGCCCCUUCGGAAAUUGCACAAGAAGAGGGCGUGAACCCCGUUCCCAAGGCCUUCACGAAAGAAGACAUCGAGCAACUCAAGGCAGAUUACGUGGCAGCAGCCAAACGUGCCAUCCGCGCUGGGUUCGAUGUUAUCGAGAUCCACGCCGCUCACGGAUAUCUGCUGCAUCAAUUCUUGAGUCCGGUCAGCAACCAAAGAACCGACGAGUAUGGUGGCAGCUUCGAAAACCGCAUCAGAGUCGUCUUGGAAAUUCUUGAUCUCGUUCGGGAUGCUAUCCCCGAAACCACCCCUGUACUUGUCCGUGUCAGUGCGACUGAUUGGUUCGAGUAUGACUCUCAGUUCAAAGACGAGUUCCCUGAAAGCUGGACAGUUGAGCAAACCUGCCAACUCGCGCUUCUCCUCCCCGAGCACGGUGUCGACCUGGUUGAUGUCAGCUCAGGCGGCGUCCAUCCCAAAUCCGCCAUCGCUAUUAGGCACGGCCCUGCUUACCAGGUCGACCUCGCUAAGCAGGUCAAGAAGGCGGUGGGCGACAAGUUGCUUGUGUCAGCGGUGGGUGGAAUCAAGACCGGACACCUCGCUGAGGAGGUUCUCCAGUCUGGCAUUGACGUUGUGAGGGCUGGACGCUGGUUCCAGCAGAACCCCGGCUUGGUUCGGGCUUUUGCUAACGAGCUUGGUGUGGAGGUGAAGAUGGCGAACCAGAUUGAUUGGAGCUUCAAAGGUCGCGGAAAGAAAGGAACAAAGAAUGGAACGAAGAAUGGUUCGUAG